Messenger RNA from Racocetra fulgida, 456 nucleotides. NCBI's taxonomy places the organism in Eukaryota, Fungi, Glomeromycota, Glomeromycetes, Diversisporales, Gigasporaceae. The record is from the annotation of a GenBank genome assembly.
AUGACAUCUGAAUUCGAAGCGAAGCAUCAAGAUACUAAUGAUGCUAACGAGCUAACAGAUACUGAAGAGCUUCCUAUUCCACCGGAUACUGAAGAUCAUUACUCUAAAACAGAGGUCAAAUGGCGUAAACAAGACGAUGAGCCCGUUUUGUAUAGAGAUAAGUAUAUUGCUGUUACAACUACUUACUUAUAUAUUUUUAAUUACUACAUGCCGGAUGGAAGGGAUAAGGCUAUCGCUUUGACUAGUAUAAAAAAUAUACAAACUGAUAAAGAGGCGAAUAUUUCUUGGGCAAAAGAUUUUGGAAGAUGGAAAGGUCAUGAUUUGUGUGUGAUUGUUACUGUUGACCGUGGUGUGGUCAAACGAAAAGGAUUUACCUUGGAAAAUAUUAAAGGCUUGCAUGUUCUUAAAGAAGCCUGGAAAAAGGCGAAUGGACUACCUUACGAAGAUGAUGGAUAA